Orbicella faveolata is the source of this 2170-nucleotide messenger RNA. Its product is annotated as neogenin-like. NCBI's taxonomy places the organism in Eukaryota, Metazoa, Cnidaria, Anthozoa, Scleractinia, Merulinidae. Gene Ontology annotation, biological process: cell-cell adhesion. The record is from RefSeq and is a predicted model, not a curated record. Gene Ontology annotation, molecular function: protein binding.
AGUAUUUUAGCCGAAACGUCUAUUUUAAGAUUUUUAAGUCAGUGACAACAACUUUUAAGAUUUUAUUACUAUGCCUGACUACAACUACAGUAUCUUCUUACAGAUGAUCACAAAUUUCUCAAAAAGACAUAAAUUACAUUUGUUACUAAUGUUGCUAUAAGGUCUGCACUGCUUGAUGAUUCUCCACUUGAUGAUGAAAGGUUUUUUGUUGUCUUUGAGUGUCCAAAUGUGUUUAGAUAGCUCAGUUUCGUUUCUCUUGUUUUGGUGUCGAAAGGAUGCUGUGUGAUUCCUGUAGCGCUCUUUAAAAUUUGUGGCGAGGCCCACGUAUGAUUCUGAUGAUGCUUGUGUUGUGGUUGUGGCUUGGCAAACUACAUUUUUGUGAGGCAUUUUCCGUCCAGCGGGCAUUGGUCUUUUUUUCUGCAGUUGCAUUCUUUGACGUUUGUUUGUUUUGACCUAAAUUUUCAAACGAAAUUGAAAUACAAUGCCACGUGGAAGCGGAACAAUUUACAAACCAUAACAACGCUGACACUUGAUAUUUUUAUUGAAAACAGCUCACGUUUGGUCGAUGGAUUUCUUAAUUCUUGUAAACGGCAGAAGAGUUUAUUCGUUUAUUAUUGUAUUUAACUGUUACCCGCUGACUGGAGAGUGCCUGUGUGGUAAAGUCGUCACAGAAAAAAAAGAAGUACGACGUCUUCUAAUUUUUUUACCCGUCAGAAAUAAUCACAUUCGUCGAAAUUAAAUAACACUUUCAAACUGUGGUGUUGAGCAAUUUUAAGACGUUCCAGGUAUUGAGGCAUGUCUAACAUUUACCCUUACUAAACACGUCCUUGACUUAAUACGUGAGCUAACAUUAUUAUUGUGGAAAUGUGAAAAACAUUUGCAUACAAAUCUGUCAGACGGUUAUUAAUGAGCGGAAGAUAAUUGUUAGAAUCAUGUGAUCGACAGAAUUAAGAACUAAAUGCACGCUAAAGGGAAGAAGGCUGCCCAUCCAGUUCCUAGGAUGGAUUUCAAAGCAUUUUUUCCAUUCUUCUUCCUUGUACCUCUCGCUCAGGCAGUGGGACCAAACCCACCAUUGAAUGUGUCAGUUGACUCAAAGAGCUCACGAGUGGUGAAUAUUUCCUGGAUUGCUGAUUUUGAUGGGAACAGUGUAAUUCAGAACUACACAGUGAAGAUAAGUAGAGAUAAUGAACAGUUUGUAGAUGCUCUCUGUCAAGGGUCCCUAUCAGAUAGUUCCUGUGUGGUGGUCAGUACAAGUGCUUCUCUUGGAAACCUCUCACCUUGGACAUUAUAUUACUUUAAAGUGUUUGCAAGAAACAAGAUUGGCAUUAGUGAUGAGAGCUCUGUGGUGAAUGCUACCACAGAUGAAGAAGUUCCAAGUACUGCUCCAAUCUUUGAUGUGACUGUUGUCAAUUCCACUGCCGUUAAUGUCUCUUGGCAGGUGCUGACGAGAGAGCAAGCCAGAGGAGAAAUCUUGGGUUAUUACGUUUUGUACAACAUAAAAUGUAAUCCAACAUUGGCAAAUAGAAAGGUUGAUGGAAAAGAAACCACUUCGUACGUGAUAUCAUCCUUAAAGGAGUUCACCUCGUAUGAGUUUGCUAUGCAAGCUUUCAACAGCAAAGGGGUCAGUCAAAAGAGCUCAGUCUUGGAGAAAAGGACAGACGAAGAUAUACCUUCGAGUGCUCCUGUACUUAUCUCUGUAAAGGUACUGAACAGUACUAGUGUCGAGGUGGAAUGGCAGCCAGUUCCUGAAGAGUUUACACAUGGUAUCAUUACAAAGUACGUCAUAUUCUACACAGCCGAGAGAGGGACGGGCGAAAAGGAAGUACCUGCAUCGCUUCUGAAAGCGGUCGUAAAUGGGCUUAGUCAGUCUACAACAUAUUUAUUUCGAGUUAGGGCUGAAACUGUGAAGGGUGCAGGUCCAAAAACCUGUCCAGACGGUCUACAGUUGUACUCCUGGGAACAGUUCCGCCUAGAGUACGAAGUACACGCACUGUCUGUGUACGAGGUCGUCAACCGACGUUCUCCAUCCGCCGGUGACGCUACUGUUGAUGUGGUUGCUCCUUAUGCUAAUCAAAGUUCCGUUAAUGGAGACCAGAACCGCGUGAAUAUAGUCGAACACAAUUGGCAGUGGGUUAUGGGAUACGGCAGUGAUUUUGAUGGAGAGACAUAG